UCUUGCUCGCAUAUAGAUAUGGAUCUGGAUAAUAUCGCACAACAGGUGAUAAAGCGCCUUAAAGUUGAGAAGCCCAAGCAUCCAAUAUUCUCGGCAUCUCGCGAACAGUUCUCGAGGUGGAAAUACAAUAAUAUCUAUGAAAAUCAAUGGAACAACAGCGAGGGAAGACAGAUUAUAGAUAUUCUUUUCAAUAUACUCUUGCAUAAACCAACCUUUGACGCAGUUGUACAUUCUUUGAAAUCAGAUCUCUUUCGACAAUACCUAUUUAUGAUUAAGUUCGAGUAUAAAGACCGCAUUGUACCGCUGAUAGUCAUAUUUCAGAGCGUUGCAAGAAGACUUGGCAUAUAUUGUGAUCUUAUAUCUGAUCGUGUUGUUCCGGGCCUGGGCGUUACCUAUCCAAAUGAAUGGUUAUUAAGAUGGAACCCAAAAUGGUUAACCUAAUUAUAAUUUCAAUUACUCAUACCUUUUCUACAUUUCCAUUUUUGUCGUGUAUAUACUUUUUUAUUAUUUUAUUGCAGUAAUGUAACAAACUCGAAUGACGAAGAGUGUCUUUAUAUUUGUCUCGAUGAUGGUGGAGCCAUUCUGAAUAAAGAUAACUGGUCCACAAUUUAUAAUUCUGCUUUAGAAUGUCUCAUAAGUUUUGACAGAUAUCCCAGAAUAAAUUUGUUAACGGUAAUUUUUCAUGUAUAUGUCAUGUAUAUUAAUUCUACUAAAUAACAAUUCAUAAAAUUAACGAUAAGAUAAUUGGUCACAAGCAAGUUAGCAUAGAUAUGUUAAAGUACUGACACAUUAAAGAGUAAUUCGCUUCUAA
Ooceraea biroi (clonal raider ant) is the source of this 811-nucleotide messenger RNA. RefSeq lists its product as uncharacterized. NCBI's taxonomy places the organism in Eukaryota, Metazoa, Arthropoda, Insecta, Hymenoptera, Formicidae. The record is from RefSeq and is a predicted model, not a curated record.